AUGCAGUGCGACGAGCUCUCAGCCAGAGAGGAGUUCACCUACAGCCACAUGCCCAUUCUGGAGAGGGGCGAUGGGACGCUGGGACGACGGAGCGACAGGGGAACAGAGAGAAGGCCAGACAGGGGGGAGCGGUAUAGGCCCGAGCGGGACAGCUACACAGUGGACGUGAGAGCCAGUGACCUGCAGCUGGCCCAGCCGGAGCCUCUAAAGCACCCCUGCUUCAGCUACAGGGCCUGGCUCUACAGUGUCCUCAUAGGGGGCAGUCUGCUCAUCACAUCUGGUUUUUCUCUGUACCUGGGCAAUGUGUUUCCUUUUGCAAUGGACUACUUACGCUGUGCUGCAGGCUCUGGCCUCCCUGCAGCAAUCGCCAGUUUUGCCAUUGCCAAGAACCGACAUGUUGCAGUGUCAGACUUCCAGGUGGUCUACGUGUCAACCUUUGCCGUGACGACCACCUGCCUGGUUUGGUUUGGAUGCAAACUGGUCCUUAACCCUUCUGCUGUCAAUAUCAACUUUAACCUCAUUCUGAUGAUUUUGCUGGAGGUGUUAAUGGCCAGUACUGUCAUCCUGUCAGCCCGCUCUGCAGAAGACUGCUGCUGCCACAGGAAGUGUGUAUCUGUGGUUCUAAAGCCUGCAGUGUUCCCCACUCGGCUCCUUAAAGCGUAUUCUGUAAUUGAAGUCAUUGUGGGAAUUUCUGCUGUAUUCGGAGGAAUUAUUGCACUCAACAUGGAUGCUUUACUACCUGGCCCCUACUUGUCUGUCACAUUUUUCUGGAUUCUUGUGGCUUGUUUCCCGAGUGCUAUUGCCAGUCAUGUUGUGUCAGAAUACCCCAACAAAUGUCUGGUGGAGGUGCUGAUUGCCAUCAGCAGCGUGACGUCUCCCCUGCUCUUUUCAGCCUCUGGCUUCCUUUCUUGCAGCGUGAUCAGAUUUAUUGAAAUUUUCCUACAUGAUGUGCCUACAGCCAAGCAAUCCUACGACAUCCUGCUGCUGAUUCUGAUGGUGCUGCUGCUGGUGCAGGCAAUUCUAACUUCAGCCACUGUGGUGCACUGUGCCUCCUACAAGAGUCAGCUCCGCAUGGGGGCUCCAGAGUGUGACCACAGCAUGCACACCCCGACUCAUUACUGUGAGCAGCAAGCAGCCAAUGGAACGCUGCAGGAUUUUGACAAAGACAGAGCCUGGAAAGCAGUUGUGGUCCAAAUGGCCCAAUGA
Messenger RNA from Perca flavescens (yellow perch), 1206 nucleotides. RefSeq names its product modulator of VRAC current 1 (gene mlc1). Gene Ontology annotation, cellular component: cytoplasmic vesicle; endoplasmic reticulum; plasma membrane. The transcript has 11 exons. The coding region runs from base 1 to 1206 and encodes 401 amino acids. The record is from RefSeq and is a predicted model, not a curated record. Gene Ontology annotation, biological process: regulation of response to osmotic stress. Lineage: Eukaryota; Metazoa; Chordata; Actinopteri; Perciformes; Percidae.